UUUAGUUUGGCAUCCCUGCAAUGUACUGUCAAACACUUCACACAAUCUCAGACUGAUUUGUCAAGUUGGUUAUAUCAUCGUUCGGUGAUAGCAAAAAUCGGUGAUUUUUAGAUCCUGCCGCAUCCUAGAUCAAACUAUCAACGAUGGCUGCUAGACGAUUUUGGUCGUUUAUCCCCACAGUCAAAGCCCAAGAUGAUGAUAUAGUCGAUCCACAAGCUGUACUCCGCGAAAAAUGCGCACAGGGAGGACACGCCACUCAGCUUUACGAAAAGUACCAGGCGUGCAAUGAUCGCGUCAACAGUCGCACUCAAACCACGGAAACCUGUGUAGAAGAACUGUUCGACUAUUUGCACGAGUUGGAUCAUUGUGUCACGAAAACUUUGUUCUCCAAGCUGAAAUAAGGAAUUUAUUGUAUUCGGUACAUAGAGCGUGGAGUAACAGCAGUAGUGUCAUUGCACCGAAAACCUGAUAUGGCGUAAUUGAGCUCAUUUAAGUAUAUUGAUUUAUCGAAUUGGAUAUUGUUAUUCAAAACCAAAUAAUUUCCGAAAUAAAGCGUCUGGAAGCAA
Malaya genurostris is the source of this 566-nucleotide messenger RNA. It is a transcript of the gene UQCR-11, whose product is annotated as cytochrome b-c1 complex subunit 6, mitochondrial. The record is from RefSeq and is a predicted model, not a curated record. The coding region runs from base 144 to 401 and encodes 85 amino acids. The transcript has 3 exons. Lineage: Eukaryota; Metazoa; Arthropoda; Insecta; Diptera; Culicidae. Gene Ontology annotation, biological process: mitochondrial electron transport, ubiquinol to cytochrome c.